Messenger RNA from Cadophora gregata, 561 nucleotides. It is a transcript of the gene RPS29, whose product is annotated as 40S ribosomal protein S29. The record is from RefSeq and is a predicted model, not a curated record. Gene Ontology annotation, biological process: translation. The transcript has 2 exons. Gene Ontology annotation, cellular component: ribosome; cytosolic small ribosomal subunit. Bases 1 to 561 code for a protein of 186 amino acids. Lineage: Eukaryota; Fungi; Ascomycota; Leotiomycetes; Helotiales; Ploettnerulaceae. Gene Ontology annotation, molecular function: zinc ion binding; structural constituent of ribosome; RNA binding.
AUGUCCCACGAAUCCGUUUGGAACUCACGUCCCCGAACCUACGGCAAGGGAGCCCGCGCUUGCCGUGUCUGCACCCACAAGGCCGGUCUUAUCAGAAAAUAUGGCCUGAACAUCUGCCGUCAAUGCUUCCGUGAGAAGGCAGCUGACAUUGGAUUCGUCAAGGUGCGUGAUUUGAAAUGGAGCUUCGAUGAGGGAUCUGACCAGAGCGACCUUCUAACUCACCCGGCAGCACCGUUAAAGUACCACGUUGGCAAGAAACCCUGCGAUCGAUUUGUGCGUAAGGGCAGUGGAACCGGAUUGGGGCUUUACUCAUGGCAUGGAGUUUGGGACGGUCGAUCAGAUUUGAGCUUGGAGGGCAUUUCGGAAGGAUGGAAAGACUCGAACAAUUAUUCGAUGGAUUGCCGGACGAUGGAUUGUUCUUCGACGCAAAAGUCUCUUUCUAGAAUUGAUCUGGGUUUAUCUUGCUAUUGCUCUGGAGAUGAUUCCUGGGCCAUUUCAGCAUUGCCUCAAUACAGCACUGUCCAAAAGACCAGCAAAAGAGAAUGGCGUGAAUCAUGGUGA